AUGCCGCAGUUCUCCGUGGAGCAGGUGCGUGCCAUCAUGGACAAGACCGAGAGCAUCCGCUCCAUGAGCGUCAUCGCCCACGUGGACCACGGCAAAACCACCCUGGCCGACUCCCUGCUUUCCAGGGCCGGCAUCAUCUCCAACAAGUCGGCCGGUGAUGCGAAGUUCAUGCAGGGGCGGAAGGACGAGCAGGAGCGUGGGGUCACCAUCAAGAGCACCGGCGUGACCCUCUUCUUUGAGCACGACUGUGAGGAUGGUGGUGGGCCUCAGCCUCACCUCAUCAACCUCAUCGACUCCCCUGGCCAUGUGGACUUCUCUUCAGAAGUGACAGCAGCCUUGCGCAUCACCGACGGGGCCAUCGUUGUCGUCGACUGCAUCGAGGGCUGUGCAGUUCAAACUGAGACAGUGCUGCGGCAGGCACUUCAGGAACGAGUCAAGCCUUGCCUGUUCGUGAACAAGGUGGACCGCUGCAUCCUGGAAAUGCAGAUGGACGUCGAGGAGAUGUACUGCCGCUUCCGGAGCGCCAUCGAGAACGUGAACGUCAUAAUUGCCACCUACAGCGACACCUCCAUGGGAAGCUUGCAGAUGGACCCGGGCAUCGGAAACGUCGCCUUCGGCAGCGGCCUACACGGCUGGGGCUUCAGCACCGAGCGCUUCGCCAAGAUCUACGCCCAGAAGAUGGGUGUGAAUCAAGCCAAGAUGAUGGAGCGACUGUGGGGAGACUGGUACUACAAUGCCAAGCGGAAGGUCUGGACCACAGCCCAAGUGGAUGAUCUCGGGGAGCUCCUCCAGCGAGGCUUCUGUCAGUACAUCAUGGGACCCAUCAACCAGCUGAUCCGCGCCAUCAUGGACCAGGACGCUGAAAAGUAUGAGAAGAUGAUGGAGUCGCUGGGCAUCGUGCUGAAAGGUGAAGACCGGCAGCUCACAGGAAAGCCGCUCAUGAAGCACGUGAUGCAGACCUGGAUCAAUGCCGCGGACUCACUGUUGGCCAUGAUCGUCACACAGCUGCCGUCUCCGAAAGUGGCACAGCGCUAUCGUGUCGAGAACCUGUACGAGGGCCCCAUGGACGACGCUGCCGCGAACGGCAUCCGCACUUGUGACCCAUCAGCUGCACUGAUGCUGUACGUGUCCAAGAUGGUUCCGGCCACGGACAAGAGUCGCUUCUAUGCCUUCGGCCGCGUCUUCUCCGGCACAGUGGCCUCGGGACAGAAGGUACGCAUCCAGGGUGCACACUACAAGCCAGGGUCGAAGGAAGACCUGCACGUCAAGAACAUCCAGCGGACGGUGCUGAUGAUGGGUCGGACGACCGAGGCCAUCCAGGAUGUGCCCUGCGGCAACACCGUGGCUCUGGUGGGUGUGGACCAAUACAUCGUCAAGUCUGGCACCAUCACGACCUUGGAGGAUGCCCACAACUUUGCGGACAUGAAAUACAGCGUGUCGCCGGUGGUGAAGGCGCGGGGCUUGCCGGUUCUCGAGUCUUCUUAG
Symbiodinium natans is the source of this 1485-nucleotide messenger RNA. The record is from the annotation of a GenBank genome assembly. NCBI's taxonomy places the organism in Eukaryota, Dinophyceae, Suessiales, Symbiodiniaceae.